UCAGUUACCACUAGACAAACACAAGGGCAUCGCAUAAAUCACAAGCCAAUCAUGCUCAAAUGCCUCGUAUUUCUACUUGGGGCGAUGUUUCCCGGGACCUUCGGGAUCACGAAACCUGGACUGAAGACCACAGAACCCUUUGAUCACGUCGCUCAGCUGGACGAACGCGGGAUGUUCACACUAUUCUGGAAUUUCAACAGCACCCAUAUUACGUUUGAAGCGCAUGUGGAAACGAAAGGAUGGGUUGGUCUUGGCUUUUCCGGAAACGGAAACAUGUUCCCCGGCGAUGUUGCAGUAGGAUGGGUAACUGAUCAGGGACAGACCCACUUUUCGGACCGUCACACGACCGGGCAUCGCACGCCAGACGUAGAUACGUCGCAGGACUGGUUCCUUUUGUACGCGGAGGAAACGAGCUCUGGUACCGUCCUGAAAAUGGUCCGGAAACUACAGACGUGUGACAACGCUGAAGAUAUAGACAUAAACAAUGGCACAAAUCGUGUCAUCUACGCGUUCGGCUCGGAAGACCCGCAAAACGACCGCAGCAUCUUGUACCACGGGACCACAAGGGGCACCAAGAGCCUCUUCCUGCUUAAUCCAGACAAAGGGGAUGGAAAUAUCCGAGAGACAAAGAUUAUGCACUUUGAUUUUCUCAAUCUGAACUAUAUGGUUCCCAACGACACCACUACUUACCACUGCCGAGCAUUUAUCAUGCCCCCUCUCGGUAAACACCACAUUAUUAAGUACGAGGCCAUUAUCACCCCAGGAAACGAGAAACACGUUCACCACAUCCUGUUGUCGAGGUGCAAGGUUAACCCGCAGUCUGUUAGUCAGUUAGACGGCAAAUCGGAUGUAUGUUUCCAAUCCAAGACCAUUCCUGAAUGCUCGGAUUACAUAUUGGGCUGGGCCAUUGGCGGAGAGGCAUUUUACUUCCCGCCUAAUGUCGGAUUCUCAGUCGGUGCACCGGAAGAUCCGGUUUAUUACCACUUGGAGACCCAUUAUGACAACCCCGAUGGAAGAGCGGAUAUCCUUGAUAACUCAGGCAUACGCAUUACUCUGACAUCGGAGCUGCGGCCCAUAGAUGCGGGAAUGUUACAAAUGGGAAUUUCGUUCAACUACAGACAGGUCAUCCCUCCGGGCCAGAGCAACUUUAUUUCCAGAGGCCAUUGUCGAGACACCUGCACCCGACUGAGCAUGGCACAAGCUAACAUUACGGAGUUCAAGAUCUUUGGGGUCCUUCAGCACUCGCAUGUCGCCGGUGUCCGCAUCACCACACGUCACUUCCGGGACGGGCGCGAGCUUCCGCUGAUUAUCACCGAUCCGAAUUACGAUUUCAACUUUCAGGACUUUCGAAAAUUACCGGAAGAGAUCGCCGUUCAUCCAGGUGACAGCUUCAGAGUAGAUUGUCACUAUAACACCGUCGGAAAAACACAGCCAGUUUUGGGUGGUGUGGCAACUACACAGGAGAUGUGCAUGUCGUUUGCCUACUACUAUCCAAGGAUACCAAUGGCCAACUGUAUGUCGAUGCCGAACUAUGGUAUAUACGGUGACGAUGCAGAAACGAGGACAUGGCAGAUGAUUCAAAAUGCGGACUGGACAAAUAAGACCGUAGUAGACUGGUUCACUCAGCAGCAAAACACCGGUCCCGGAUAUGCAUGGUGCAGUGGAGACAGUUUGAAGGUUCCUGACGACUUUAACUACCUGUUCACUGGCAAUCUACCGCCGCAUGAUUUCAUUGAGCCCAGCAAGUGCCCGUAACCAACCAUUGAUUCUGAUUGGACAAUCGCUAAUCACGUGUCCGUAAAAAACCACCGAUUCAGAUUUAAAAAUACAUGUAGUUAAUAAACAUAAUUGCUUAGCACUUUAAAAUCUACAAUAAAACACAAUAAAUAAAUGGAACGUUGAUAAUUGUUAAAAUUGUUUAACUAUUGUUAAAUAUUUGUAUCGUGUAAUGAUUGUGUAUAAUAUUUUCAUAAAUUGUCAAUUAAUUUGCAAGGUAAAGCCCAAACUCAACACUCAAAUCAACAAAUAUUUCGUAAGCGGUUUCGAAAAAUAAAGUUAAUGCAUGAAAAACCAGUGUUCAUUAUAGCAAACGCCAAAUUUUUAACGCUAGAUGUUUUCUAGUAACACAGAUUUAACGAGAUACAAAAUGCUCCUUUUUAUUUUUAGCGUGAUAGUACCGUCAUAUUCAAUUGCACAUUUAUAUAUAUAGGUGAGUAAUGAUGUAAACAUGUUUUGACAUGAUCUCACAAUUUUGAGUUUCCUUUGUAAACAAGCAGUAACAAGUUCUUACGGGUCUCACUUUAAUAAGAAUAAACCUUAACAAAAAUGUCAAAAUUGUCUAAUCUUGUAAUAAAAACAUCAAAAACAUUA
Dreissena polymorpha is the source of this 2370-nucleotide messenger RNA. RefSeq names its product DBH-like monooxygenase protein 1. The record is from RefSeq and is a predicted model, not a curated record. Bases 52 to 1755 code for a protein of 567 amino acids. Gene Ontology annotation, molecular function: copper ion binding; dopamine beta-monooxygenase activity. The transcript has 13 exons. Gene Ontology annotation, biological process: norepinephrine biosynthetic process; dopamine catabolic process; octopamine biosynthetic process. NCBI's taxonomy places the organism in Eukaryota, Metazoa, Mollusca, Bivalvia, Myida, Dreissenidae. Gene Ontology annotation, cellular component: secretory granule membrane.